UUCAAUUAUAAUAGGGACUGAAGAUGAGUUCCGACUGUUUAUUCAGAUGCGUGAAAAGCACAACAUGAAAUUCAAAAGUGGCAAGCGAGGGGCUUCCCGUGAUGCUUUCACAAUAAUACUGAAAGAGAUGGAUCUUCUGGACAAGGUAACUCCAGAGCAAGCUCGCAAAAAGUGGACCAACUUGUCCCAGAAGUAUAAGGAACUGAAGCAUCCACCGACUGGAACAGGAACUGAGGAGGGUGAGGACACAACAGUAUCCUGGUCAUAUUUCCAAGAUAUGGACAAAGUUUUGGGGGGAAGACCUAUCAUUACUCCACCCUGUCUUGUCUCUUCAUUUGAGACAUUUCCAGAGGAGCAGGCUGCAUCCACUUCAGUCGAAGAGCAAAGUAAAGUAUCUAGUCCUCCGUCCAAUAAGAGAAAGAAUGCCAGCGAUGAAGUUAUCGAGAUGAUAAAACAGCAACACUGUUUUUUGCGCAGUCAAGAAGAACAGAUACAAAAACAAAAUGAUGCUCUUAUUGGCCUCCUGGGGCGUCUUGUUACCGCAGUUGAAACCAAAGCCUAUGAAAAGUGA
This is a messenger RNA of Patiria miniata (bat star), 571 nucleotides long. RefSeq lists its product as uncharacterized. The coding region runs from base 47 to 571 and encodes 174 amino acids. The record is from RefSeq and is a predicted model, not a curated record. Lineage: Eukaryota; Metazoa; Echinodermata; Asteroidea; Valvatida; Asterinidae. The transcript has 3 exons.